Messenger RNA from Vespula pensylvanica (western yellowjacket), 2425 nucleotides. RefSeq names its product hexokinase type 2 (gene Hex-A). Bases 603 to 1970 code for a protein of 455 amino acids. NCBI's taxonomy places the organism in Eukaryota, Metazoa, Arthropoda, Insecta, Hymenoptera, Vespidae. Gene Ontology annotation, molecular function: fructokinase activity; glucokinase activity; D-glucose binding. Gene Ontology annotation, biological process: intracellular glucose homeostasis; glucose 6-phosphate metabolic process; glycolytic process. The transcript is spliced from 7 exons. The record is from RefSeq and is a predicted model, not a curated record. Gene Ontology annotation, cellular component: cytosol; mitochondrion.
UAGGUGCGCGUAUGGAUCACAGUCGCUUCUGUAGCAGUAGUGCCAAUAUAUAAAACUCGUUGGGUGCGCUCAAGUAUUACAAGAAGUGUCGAACUUGUUCGGUCCGACGCACGUUCGUGACUUACGUAUAUCUCUAGAAGCAAAAGAGAAUAAAAAGGAAUAGAACGAGAUAGAUAGAUAGCUAAAAAGUAGUCAGAGUCAAAGAGAAAACGUAAAGUGUCGAGAGAGAAUUUUUCAGAUCGUUCAUUCUUUUUUUUUUUUUUCGUUCGGUGUACAACGCGUACGUAUAUUACAAGUUCCUUUAAAAUUUCUUCAUAAAUAUUUGUCGUCGUCGUCGUCUUCGUCGUCGUCGUCAUCGUCGUCGUCGUUUCAACGAAGUGAAGAGAGAGAGAGAGAGAGAGAGAGAGAGAAAGAGAGAAAGAGAGAGAGAGAAGAGAAACGAUUGCUUCGAAAGACAUUAACAUCGACUGCUGCCGACUUAGUAUAUCAAGAACAAUAAUAACGGCAGCAAAUUGUUAUUUCUUUUUAAACCGUUGUAUAUUCACUCGGCAAACACGAAGUUCCUCGAGGGUAGCUCGUCCUUGGGCGACGAAGGGAGAGCUAUGAAGACUUCUACCUUAUCUUCCAACGACCCGAUCAAGCAAGAGAUACGAGAUGCCUGCAAGGACCUUAUUCUCUCCAACGAUCAACUCCAAAUAGUUAUGGAAAAGCUCUUGGAAGAGAUUACUAAAGGGCUCUCAAAAUCUGGCCACGACGAUGCCAUUGUGAAAUGCUUUACCACAUACGUACAGGAUCUUCCAAAUGGCACAGAGAAAGGUCACUUCUUGGCAUUGGAUUUGGGUGGUACCAAUUUUCGUGUUCUAUUGAUCACACUGGACGGUAUGAGCUUCGACAUGAAGAGUAAAAUCUACGCAAUACCACAAAGUCUUAUGUUGGGUACUGGUACUCAACUAUUCGAUCAUAUCGCACAGUGUCUAGCCUUAUUCGUGAAAGAUUUAAAUCUACAAGAUGAAGUACUACCACUCGGUUUUACCUUUAGUUUUCCAUUGUCUCAGCACGGUCUAACAAAAGGCUAUCUUGUAAGAUGGACAAAGGGCUUUAAUUGUAGCGGAGUUAUAGGCGAGGACGUUGUCGCUUUAUUGGAGGAAGCCAUUCGAAAAAGAGACGACGUCAAGAUCGAUGUUUGUGCCAUCUUGAACGAUACUACUGGUACCUUAAUGUCCUGUGCUUGGAAAAAUAGAAAUUGUCGUAUCGGCUUGAUCGUUGGAACAGGAACCAAUGCUUGUUACGUAGAGAAAACGAAUAACGUAGAAUGUGCGGUCUCUGGAAAUUAUUCCAAGGAAAAGCAACAUAUGCUGAUCAACACAGAAUGGGGCGCUUUCGGUGAACGUGGAGCCCUCGAUUUUAUUAUCACAGAAUUUGAUCGUUCGAUCGACGAUAACUCUAUCAAUCCUGGAAAACAAUUGUUUGAGAAAAUGAUAUCGGGCAUGUAUAUGGGAGAAAUUACGAGGCUCGUUCUUGAGAAGCUUGUCAACGAGGGUUUAAUCUUUGGUGGCAAAUGUUCAAGUGAUCUUAAAAAGCGAGGAAAAUUCUUCACAAAAUACGUAUCCGAAAUAGAAAAUGAUCCCAAAGGCAAAUAUACGAAUUGUCGUGAUAUCUUAAUGGAAUUGGGUCAGCGUAACGUUUCGGAUCAGGACUGUGAGAACGUUAGGUACGUUUGCUCGAUCAUUUCGAGGAGAGCAGCUCAUCUUGCAAGUGCUGGCAUCGCUACACUUUUAAAUAAAAUGGGCGAAGAAAGAGUCACCGUUGGUAUCGAUGGUUCGGUCUACAGAUUUCAUCCGCACUUUCAUGAUCUCAUGACGGCAAAGAUCAGUGAAUUGACGAGUCGUCAAUUCGACCUAAUGCUAUCAGAGGAUGGAAGUGGUCGUGGUGCCGCGCUGGUUGCCGCGGUAGCUUCGUUAAGACAUUGAAGACGUUGGCUGUGCCACAUCAACUACUUAGCAUAUAUCAAAUUAUACGAAGUAAUGAUAACGAUUUGACACGAGCCGAUACUCGAAACACACUUAACAUACAGAAAAAGAAAAACAUAUAAUUAAUAUACACGGACUUACAUAAGUGGGGAGACACCACAUACGAAUACACACGAAGAGAGAAAGAAUGAGAAAGACAAAUAGAAAAAGAGAGAGAGAGAGAGAGAGAGAGUGAGAGAGAGUGAGAUAGAAAUGAAAAAAAUGUCUUGUACAUAGAGCACAAAACUAGCCCUAGCUCGUCAGCCAUAACUGGCCAGGGCUAGUCCGUGAGAUAUAAUUAGUUUAUAAAGAAAAGAAAAAACAACAAACAAAAACGAACCUCUACUUAUGACCUCGAUUUUACGUACACACAUACACAAGCACACGCAUACAUACAAAUACACCAUUGUACGGAU